AUGCCUUCCCUAACAUCAGCGGGCCGCCUCCCUCACGACAUAUGGACCGUCAUUUCCAGCCUCGUCGCCGCAGACUCCGUCCACAGCCUGUGCGCUAUGCAGAUGGUUUGUCGGGCCACGCGCGAUGCAGGCCGGGAGGGCGUCGCCCUUGCCAGCGUCUCCAUACCUUGCCCCAUUGAGAUGGCCAUGACUUGGGACCGUUGUCACGAGGCAGUGGAUUUCUUCAGUCGCUGCAGGGUGAGCGGCAACCCGAAGAUCCUGUUUCGGGAGGGACUACGGGAAUGCUUCCAUCGAGGUCAUCCGGAUGCGGGGCUGGAUCAGCUAUGUUCUGCCGCAGUGAAGGGCCAUAUCGUCGCCAGGUACGCCGCGUCGUUGGCGACCUUUCUUCUCCCGGUGAGGACGGGCGCCAUGAAACAAUCUGUGGAGUGGUUUCGUUCGGUUGCCGACUCCGGUCUGCUCCGGGAGUGCAUGAGAUUGUGCUGCGUGGUCCACUUGUGUCCGUCGCGGCCUGAAGUCCAGCUGUCCCAGAUAGGAGACAAUCUCGUGUGUGAUUCGUCUUGUUGCUCGACCCGGGGCAAGACCAGGGCCAUCUACAACUAUUACCGUUGCGGGAGCCAGUACCAACAUUGGCGCUGCUACGAAGGUGGCAGGACCCUGUCAUGCGUCAAGUGUCGCGCCGACUACGAGUUAAUAUUAUUUGUCAACUGGUGGUGA
Messenger RNA from Arachis ipaensis, 714 nucleotides. RefSeq lists its product as uncharacterized. The record is from RefSeq and is a predicted model, not a curated record. Lineage: Eukaryota; Viridiplantae; Streptophyta; Magnoliopsida; Fabales; Fabaceae.